GUCAAAUAUCUAUAUAAACCCAAUAUAUAGACACAUGUAGUGAUCAGUCUUAAAAACGCAACAAAAACAAUGGCAAUCUUCCUCUACUUUCUCUUUACUCUUUCAAUAACUGCAUCUGCAAGUGCUUGUGAUAGAUGUCUGCAUCAAUCUAAAGCUGUUCUCUUCACCAAUGCUUCUGCUCUUUCAUAUGGAGCAUGUGGGUAUGGUUCAUUUGCUCCAAGCUUCUACAAUGGCCAUCUUGCUGCUGCUGUUCCUAGCAUCUUCAAAUCUGGGUCGGGUUGUGGAGCUUGUUUCCAGGUGAGAUGCAUGGAUAGUAAGCUGUGUUCCAAGUCUGGAACUCAGGUUAUAGUGACGGAUUUGAAUAACGACACAAAGACAGAAUUAGUGUUGAGUAGUAGAGCUUUAAUGGCGAUGGCCAACAAGGGUAUGGAGCAGAAGAUAUUAAAACUUGCUUCUGCCAACGUAGAAUAUAAAAGAGUACCUUGUGAUUACAAAGGCAAAAACCUGGGUGUGAGGGUGGAAGAAUCAAGCAACAAGUCACAUUAUCUUGCCAUCAAGUUCUUGUAUCAGGGUGGCCAGACCGAGAUUGUGGCCGUUGAUAUCGCCCGGGUUGGUUCGACAAAUUGGAGUUUCUUGACGAGAAAGUCGGGUGCUAUAUGGGAAACAAGUCGAGUUCCGGUUGGGGCAAUGCAAUUUCGGUUGGUGGUAACAUCCGGAUAUGAUCGAAAGAGGAUCUGGGCCAAGAGUGUCCUCCCGGCUAAUUGGAAUGUUGGAGUGGUGUAUGACUCCGGUGUACAAAUUGAUGACGUUGCUGAAGAAGGUUGUGGUAGUUGUGAUUAGAUUUAGUGAGUAUGAUGAUGAUGACUAUUCUCGUUUAGGAUAGUCAUGUUUGGUGUGAAUCAGGUUUUGUAUCAUUCUCGUUACAGAAAAUAAGAAUUCAAAGUAGAAUGUUUUAUUCAAUUCUAUGAUAAUGAUAAUUAAUUUUGAAGACAAAA
Helianthus annuus (common sunflower) is the source of this 995-nucleotide messenger RNA. Its product is annotated as expansin-like A1. Gene Ontology annotation, cellular component: plasmodesma; extracellular region; plant-type cell wall. The transcript has 5 exons. The record is from RefSeq and is a predicted model, not a curated record. The coding region runs from base 70 to 840 and encodes 256 amino acids. NCBI's taxonomy places the organism in Eukaryota, Viridiplantae, Streptophyta, Magnoliopsida, Asterales, Asteraceae.